This is a messenger RNA of Hypoxylon trugodes, 1969 nucleotides long. Its product is annotated as Metallo-dependent phosphatase. NCBI's taxonomy places the organism in Eukaryota, Fungi, Ascomycota, Sordariomycetes, Xylariales, Hypoxylaceae. The coding region runs from base 305 to 1627 and encodes 440 amino acids. The record is from RefSeq and is a predicted model, not a curated record. Gene Ontology annotation, biological process: polyphosphate catabolic process. Gene Ontology annotation, cellular component: cytoplasm. Gene Ontology annotation, molecular function: phosphatase activity; endopolyphosphatase activity. The transcript has a single exon.
AUCAAGAAUUCGUUAAUUCAAUUAUCCACAUAUGGAACCCAUUGCCGUGGAUAAGGGUCCCUCUAAAUUUCUAGAUGGGGUCUUGGCAAAAAUUUAAGUAUAACGUGCCUUACAUCAUUCAAUCAAGUCUAUGUGAAAUAGUUCAUUUUUGAACUAUAUCGAUCCAGCUCCUUUAGGAACAUCAUUAUAGCAGAUAUUGCAACUCAUACACCAAAACAUCUCAUCAUAUAGUUUACAAUAUGUUUAUAUAAUACCGGUAGCGAAACCCGACGCCAUACCCAUUUAAGAUUAAACACCCAGGUCGAUGGGCCAUCAAGACUCUGCACUGCCCCAAAGGCAAAGGCAAGGGCAUAGACGAGAACACCAGCAGAGGCGACAACAGAAGAACUCUCGCCGUUACUAUACACUUAUCAUCAUCGCCAUACUAAGCAUCAUAUUCCUCUGCUACACACGCUCCUCCUCACACCAACCCUCUCCCUCCGUAUCCCCAACAUCACCACCAGUCAACAUGGCAUCCACCCUAACAACCCCAACCCUCAUAUUCCCCUUCCCUAAAUCCCACCUCCCCAAACCCCACGGCGGCCACUCCGCGCCGCUAAUAAUAAUAAUAGGCGACGUCCACGGACAAUCCACCGCCCUAGACGCCCUCCUAUCCGCCACAAGCUACUCCAAGGACCGCGGCGACGUCGUGAUAUUCGCAGGUGACAUGGUGAAUAAAGGACCCGACAGCCCCGGCGUAGUCUCACGCGCGAUGGAAAUGGGUGCAUGGGGUGUACGUGGGAAUAACGAAGACCGCGUAUUAAGUGCUUGGGCGCGGUAUUUAUCUUCGAGUCCUGGGUCUAAGACUAGGGCGGAGAAAGAAGCUGCGGAAGUAGGUGUGGAAGGGAAAGGUGAAAUCAAGGAUACGCCGAAGGAAGAUAAGAGUGAAGAGGGGACAGGGGAAACAGAAAUCGACGAAGCAAAAGCAAAAGCAAAAGCCGAAAAAGAAAAACGCUCCAAAGCCGCCGACCUAGCCACCGCAACAAGUCUCACCGCCGCGCAGAUAUCUUGGCUCGCCAACCUCCCCGUGAUCCUGCAUCUCGGGCAUAUAUCGCCGUAUUACGGCGAUGUACUCGUCGCCCACGCUGGUUUGGUACCUAACGUCCCACUCGAAGAGCAGGAUGCCUGGGCUGUGAUGAAUAUGCGAACGCUCGUUCCCUACUCCCACUCUUCGCCAAAUCAGCCUUUGAAACCGCUAGAAGGCCGCGACGGCCGGCCGUGGUCUGAGGCUUGGGAUGAACUACAGCGGGAGAAAAGGGGCAACAAAACGACGAUAGUAUAUGGCCAUGAUGCGAUGAUGGGUCUUACCAUACGGCGAUAUACAUUUGGCCUCGAUAGCAAUUGCGCGCGUGGCUUCUCUUUAUCAGCGCUUGUCUUCGAGCCGACGUCACCUUCUACCUCCUUCUCUUCUACUCCGCCCUCAGCUGAUGGUAGGGCGUUAGAUAUCAGUGAAGAGGAGAAGCGGAAAGCGGCAGAGUACGGUAUAGUACAUAAGGUUGUUAGUGUACCUUGCGGAAGCGGCGAUAGUGAGAAAGAGGGUAAGAAGGAUAAGAAAAAAGAUAAGGCGAAGAACGAGGAAGAGAAAUAGAAGUGAAGGACAUUUUAUAGAUUCUAAGUAACUACGUGGGUAUAUUUAGAUAGAACGGGGAGACGAUGCAUAGUAAACGUUUUCUAUAUCGGAUUCGAUUGUAUAUAUUCAUAGCAUAUAGCGACGGCGUUCCUAUAUUUUUUUCCCUCAUACGCCUUUAUAUAAGAACAUACUAGCCACAACAUUAGAUUCUACACCGUCACAUUAUAUGUUUCGCCAAAUAAGACAAUUGCAGUCACUUGUUAACCUUCUAAAUUUGAUUUUUAACUAUGGACACCAAGUAGAACCUGCCAGCCAGCUUUUUUUGUUCUACCCAGCAGAUCCUCUAAAAUGAUGCCCCGU